This is a messenger RNA of Paramuricea clavata, 4068 nucleotides long. Lineage: Eukaryota; Metazoa; Cnidaria; Anthozoa; Malacalcyonacea; Plexauridae. The record is from the annotation of a GenBank genome assembly.
AUGAAUGUAAUCGGGGGAACCUCAGAUGAAAUUGUGAAAGCUUUGAGACCAGGAGAUGACCCUUCUAGCUCUGAUAAAAGAGAUUUAGCCAACGAGAUUAAUAAUGCCUUUUUGGCUCCUAUGGCUAGAUAUGUGCCGUUAUCCUCAGUACCUCGUCAACAUCUCAUCCAACCUGCACAAAGUGAUACAGUAAUUACUGUAACAUCGAAUGCUGUUUUCGAAAACCUUCUCAAACUUAAUCCCAAAAAAGCUCAUGGUCCGGAUGGCAUACCGUCGUGGUUCCUAAAAGAAAACGCAGAUCUAUUAGCUGGUCCGAUAGCGGCCAUCUUGAACUGUUCAUAUCGGGAAUGUACCCUACCGCCAGUUUGGAAGAAGGCGGACGUAGUUCCAAUACCGAAAGAAAAGCCCAUCCAGGAUAUCAAUCGUCAGUUACGCCCUAUUUCACUUACACCUAUUCUAUCGAAACUCGCAGAAGAAUUUGUUGUAAUGAUUUAUGUGAAGCCAGCAGUGAUGGAAUUGAUCGAUAGUAAACAAUUUGGGACGGUGCCGGAUAGUUCUACGACAUAUGCUCUUAUAAGCAUGCUACACACUUGGAAUAAGGAUACGGAUGGUAACGGUUCAACAACUCGAGUUAUGACGUUUGACUUCCGUAAAGCAUUUGAUUUAAUAGACCACAAUAUUUUAUCGGAGAAGUUAACAAAGUAUAACAUACCGAGGUCUGUCAUGCUUUGGAUCUUAGACUUUCUGACUGACCGAGAACAGAGGGUAAAACUCAGCCAAGAUUGCCAUUCCGAAUGGGGCAAGGUCCCAGCCGGCGUUCCCCAAGGCACAAAGCUCGGCCCAUGGUUAUUUUGUAUUAUGAUUAAUGAUCUAAGCGUUAAGGACGUUAAUGAUUUAUGGAAAUAUGUUGACGACUCAUCCUUGUCGGAAUCAGUUUGUAGAGAUGGUCCAAUAAACUUACAAAAGUACGUAGAUGAAUUUAACCAGAAAUCAACAGCUAACGGUUUUCAGAUAAACGAAUCAAAAUGCAAAGAGUUGGGUAUAAGCUUUGCACCAAGCAUACGUGAGUUCCAGCCAAUUACUAUUAAUGGGAAAAUUAUCGAACGUGUAACAUCGGUAAAAUUGCUGGGUCUAACCAUCUCAAAUAACUUGAAGUGGAAUAGUCAUAUUUCACACGUUUGUAAAAAGGUCGCACCUCGUCUAUAUUUUUUAAGACAACUAAAACGAGCGAAAUUACCAGCUAACGACCUAAUCCUUUUCUACUCCAUCUGUAUUCGACCAGUCAUCGAGUAUGCGUGCCAAGCAUUUCACGACUCAUUACCCAAAUAUCUGUCUGAUGAUCUUGAAAGACUUCAGAAACGAGCAUUUCGAAUAAUAUUCCCAGAUCAACACUACAAAGAAGCAUUGAGGAACACGAACAUCCCAUCACUGUACGAUAGAAGACAGGAAUUACCAACAAAACUUUUUAAGGACGUAGUCAAUAAUUCUGAGCACAAAUUAACGGAUUUGUUACCGCCAUUAAAUAAUGACAAUAGUCAUUUUUUGCGUAAAAAUAGGAAAUUUAACGUGCCACUUCAUAAAACGAACAGAUUUAGGAACAGUUUUAUCACUUAUAACUCUAAUAAGUUUUUUGAAUAACUUAGAAACUGUUUUUACCGCGAAUAUGCUGGUUUUUAACCUAAUCUAAAUUAGCAUUAGUGAGUGUUUUAGUAACAAAUUAUAAGUCUGCGCAUACAGUAUAUAUACGUGAAUGUGUAUUUUUAAGUAUUUAGUCUAAUCUUAUUCGUUUUCUUAAACAAAUACAUGUAAAAUUAGUUUUAAUAUCCUUGUAAACCUAACAUAUUUCAGCAGUGGAAUUAGUUAUAUUCUGGAGCUGUAAGUUUUAGUGUCAAAUAAACUUUCAAACUAGAACCUACGUCAAUCAAAAUAUACCCAUACAACUCUACAGUUCCUCUACCCAUUACCGGCAAGUUUGAAGUUCAAUUUUGUAAUGGUACAAAAACUACAUCUGCAACAUUUCAUGUUGUUGAAGGAAAUUCUGGGUCAUUGUUGGGAUAUGAGACAGCAACAGAACUGGGACUUUUGCUUGUUAAUGUCAACCAAACAACAACCAUGCCUAGUUCUACAUCAAGCAACACGUCUGAUCUGGUCGCAAAGUUUCGGCACCUAUUUACUGGCAUUGGUAAACUGAAAGAUUAUAAACAAAAGCUACAUCUUGACCCCAGUAUACAACCGGUUGCCCAAAAACCUCGCCGAGUACCAUUUCACUUACGUAAGCAAGUAUUUGCCCGAAUUGAAGAAUUGGAAGCACUCGAUAUCAUAGAACGUGCAUCAGGUCCAACAUCGUGGGUAUCGCCUGUGGUUGCAACACCUAAACCCCACAACCCAUCUGAAGUUAGAGUAUGUGGUGAUUAUCGACAACCCAACCGAGCCAUAAUUCGAGAACGGCACCCUAUUUCAACCGUGGAAGAGCUCUUGGAGGACAUGACUGGUGCUUGUGUCUUUUCAAAAUUAGUUCUUCGCGCUAGCUACCAUCAAAUUGAAUUGGAAGAAGAAUCGAGAUCUGUUACCACCUUUUGCACACAUGAAGGCUUAUAUUGAUAUAAGCGACUACCCUUCGGCAUCUCCUCUGCGUCUGAAGUUUUUCAGAAUGUCUUGCAACAGUCACUUCAAGGUCUUCAUGGCGUUCGUAACAUAGCGGAUGACCUCAUAGUUUGGGGAAAAUCCCACGAAGAACAUGAUCGCAAUCUUGAAGCUUUGUUCCAGCGCCUAGAUGCCAAGGGCCUCACAUUGAAUGGUGAUAAAUGUGAAUACAACCAACCAAGUUUAUGGUUUUAUGGUUACAGUUUGUCCAAAGAUGGUCUAUCUGCUGAUCCCAAGAAAGUUGAGGCCAUAGUCAAAACGACAACUCCACAGAAUGUUGCUCAGCUCUGAAGUUUCCUUGGUCUAGCUAACCACUGCGCUCGUUUUAUCAAGGAUUUUGCCACUCUUUCAGCACCUCUGAACGAACUGACCAAGAAGUCAACAAAAUGGCAAUGGACUGUCAUCCACCAACAAGCAUUUGAGAAAAUUAAGACUGCAAUUGCAGAGGAUUGCAGCAUGGCUUUCUAUGAUCCUGCCAAAGAAACAACCCUGACUGUUGAUGCAAGUCCUGUCGGUCUUGGGGCCAUACUGUCUCAGAUACAAGAGGAUGGUACCAUACGCAACAUUUCAUAUGCAAGUCGCACCCUUACCCCCACUGAACGCCGCUACUCGCAGACAGAAAAAGAAGCCCUUGCAGUGGUAUGGGGCUGUGAACGCUUCCAUUUGUAUCUUGUAGGUAAAGAAUUUACCCUCUACACUGACCAUAAGCCACUUGAACUGAUUUAUAGCCCUAAAUCCAAACCACCACCACGCAUUGAGAGAUGACUUCUCCGAAUGCAGCAGUACCUGUACCAAGUGCAAUACCGACCAGGAUCGUCAAACCCUGGUGAUGUGUUGUCCCGUCAACCAACAGAAACCUGUGAAUGGUCUCCUAACACUGCGGACAAGUAUAUCAACUUUAUUGAGAGCCAUGCUGUCCCCAAAUCAAUGGCUCUAGAGGAGAUUGCUGCUGAGACAAGUACUGAUUCUGAGUUACAAGCUGUGAUCAAAGCAGUGCAGACAGGACACUGGUAUGAAAAAAAUGAUCCAAACUGCAGGUAUGUUACAGCUUAUCAUAAAUUAAAGGAUGAACUGUCUAUUACUAACAAUGGUAUACUUUUACAUACGUGACACUCGAAUUAUUAUUCCAAAGUCUCUUCAGAGUAGAACUUUGGCCAUUGCUCAUGAAGGGCACCAAGGUAUAGCAAAAACUAAAGCACUAUUACGCCUACGCCGUUAAUCAUGACUGAUAUACCAUCCAAACCAUGGAGCGUAGUAUACGCUGAUUUUUGUGGUCCAUUUCCCACAGGAGAAACUGUUCUAGUCGUUAUUGACGGUUACUCUCGCUAUGUGGAGGUAGAAAUAAUGAAACGUACGACCACUACAGCAGUUGUUUCGCGUCUCAAAAAAAAAUAUUCGCCAGACACGGUUACCCAGAUGAAUUGA